Messenger RNA from Mesorhabditis spiculigera, 1338 nucleotides. The record is from the annotation of a GenBank genome assembly. Lineage: Eukaryota; Metazoa; Nematoda; Chromadorea; Rhabditida; Rhabditidae.
AUGCAAAUUAGGGGACCCGUCACUUUACAAGAAAACGACAAAUACUUGUAUGGAAAUGAGCGUCAACCGGAGACGACGACGUUGUUAGACAGUGACGACGAUGGGAUCCCGGAUUUCGACGAGGGCCUCUAUACGAAUGUCGUAGCGUCAGAAGUCGGCGGGUGGUUCAGCAACAGGUCCAGCUUUUCGUGCCCUCGUGUUAAGCCUGAUCUUCAUACCGGAGAUACCGUAGCCACGCUAUCGCCAGAAGAUAUUGAGAUUGUAGCUGCUAUGGGCGGUUCCUUAGCGGCAGGCCAAGGCCUCUGGGACCCGUGGUUUAUCGAGUUCCGCGGCGCUUCUUUUGCCAUCGGAGGCGACUCGAAUUUUGAUGGACUCGUGACGAUACCGAAUAUUCUGCUGCAAUUCAACGAUCGCCUGCAGGGUGUCUCGCACGGAAUGGGUACCGUAGACCAACUGCCACAUUACCAAUUCAACAUGGCCGAAAGCAAAGCAACCACGAGGGAUAUGCCACAGCAGGCCAAAGAACUUGUCUCCCGCCUGCAGGGCCAAAUGCCGUACAAAGUCCUGGCCAAACGCUGGGUGCUGCUCAUCAUGCAAGUCGGCACCGAGGAGAUGUGUUCCUGCCAGGCACCAUCAUCCUCCGAUCUUCGGCAUGCUAUCGGAAUUUUGAGAAAAGGCAUCCCGCGCUGCCUUGUCGUGGUCGUCGGCCCAAUCCACGUCGCCUCGUCCUAUUCCCAAAAUGUCAAUAUUUUGAGGGGAGAAUCCUGCCAAUGCCUUCAGGACGUCACCAAAUCCGAAUACGUGCAGCUGACCCGGGAUUGGCACGACAUGUUGCAUGCUGUUGAGGCAAGGGAAAUCAAUAACCUGCACUACCCGACUUUUGGGGUGUACGCCAUGACGCAGUUGGACAUCCACUCGCGAGAUCCACAGUCUCUGAUCGUCCCCGGGCAUCCGUUGCUGAACAGGAAAGGCCAUAGCUACGCUGCGAAGUAUGUCUGGAAUCGACUGAUGGCGGGGCCAAAAUUUGACACGGAUAAGCUCGUCUUUUCGGAAGAUUCGUACUUUUGUCCUUCGGUGGGCUGCCCCUACUUCCGUACCCCUCUCAACUUCAACAGCUGCACGAUCCAGACCGAAUUCGAGUACCAGCAGUACUUGGCGAACACGCCGAGCCCAAGCACUCCGAGGCCAACAAGGGUGGAAACGAUGCAGCGGAACCUUGGGACGAUCAUCGUCUCGGUGACGGCGCUGAGCAUCUGCUCUGUCUCGAUCCUCGGCACGAUUUUCUACUGCCACGGGCUGCGCGCGACGAAGGGGCGUUUUGAGAACGUACAGGGUGUU